AUGCUAGCUAGGAGCAUUGCGCGAUGCUCAAAUAAACUCAAGAUCUCGGCCUCGCGGCCGUGCGUACGGCUUGCACAACCGCAUUGCCGGCGCUUUUCAAUGCCUACGGCCGGAGCAACACCGGGGUCCUCGCCGAUGUCGAGUGCCGGAAUGCUUGCGCCGUUCGUGGGGGAGCUGGACUGGAUAGCACCCUCAUUCAAGAUCAACGGAUCGCAAGUCCGGGUUCUGCAGUCCCCCGCCGAGUUCUACGAGACCCUCAAGCAGAAGAUUCGGAAUGCGGAACGGCGCAUCUUCUUGUCGACGCUGUACAUUGGCAAGGCGGAGAAGGAGCUUAUCAUUACGUUGCAAGAAGCCCUGCGCUCGAAGCCUAACCUAAGGCUCAGCAUCCUCACCGAUGCUCUGCGAGGGACCCGCGAAGCUCCUGACCCGUCAUGCGCGUCCCUGCUCGCCCCUCUCGUCGCCGAGUUUGGCCCGGAACGAGUCGAGAUUCGCAUGUACCACACACCCAACUUGACGGGCCUGAGGAGAAAGUACAUACCGAAGCGCAUCAACGAGGGAUGGGGACUACAGCACAUGAAGCUAUACGGUGUCGACGACGAGAUUAUCCUUACGGGAGCCAACCUGUCAAAUGACUACUUCACGAACAGGCAGGAUCGAUACCACCUAUUCUCCUCCAAGGAUGUCACCGAGUUCUUUGCGAAUAUUCAGGAUGCUGUCUCGUCGCUGAGCUUUCUGGUCCGGUCCUCGAACUCCACAGUUGGUUUCGAAAUGAUCUGGCCCGAGGACAAUGCGGCCCCGUCACCUCUAGAGGAUCCCACACAGUUCAUCAAGGAGUCUACGAACCUGCUGGCUGGCUUGAUAUCUCCUAAGACUGCGCCGCUGACCGCAUACGAUUCCACUCCGCCCGAGAAGAGAGAUACCUCAGUGUACGUGCUCGCGCAGUUCUCGCAGCUGUUGGCGCCCGACACUUCAACUGAACUCCCCGCGGUCACGCAUGUCCUCAAGACUCUCUCGCUGCCCCAGUACGAAAACUCGUCCUGGACCUUUACAGCAGGCUACUUCAACCCAGCCCCUUCACUCACUAAGCUUUUGCUGUCUACUCGGUCGCACAGCAACACGGUAAUUACGGCCUCGCCCUUCGCCAACGGUUUCUACAAGUCGCCAGGCGUUUCUGGUCUUCUCCCUGACGCCUACACUCUCCUUGCUCGCCGCUUCGUUCACGCUGUGCACCAACACCAGCGCGAGGCAUCCACGGUCCUGCGAGAGUGGCGCAAGGGCACUGUCGGCGAGCCAGGGGGCUGGACCUACCAUGCCAAGGGGCUGUGGGUGACGCUACCCGGGAGCAAGGACCCGUCCAUCAGUCUGAUCGGCAGCUCCAACUACACGAAACGGAGCUAUUCUCUUGAUCUGGAAGCGAACGCUCUGAUUGUGACCGACAAUGAAGAGUUGAAGAGACGCCUAGGCGAGGAACAGCGCUGGCUGCAGGAGCAUACGACCAUUGUCACCCGGGAUGAUUUUGCCAAGACGGACCGGCGGGUUGGGCUGCAGGUCCGUAUCGCCAUGAUGAUUGUGCAGCUCCUGGGAGGGGCGCUGUAA
Chaetomium strumarium is the source of this 1596-nucleotide messenger RNA. RefSeq lists its product as uncharacterized. Bases 1 to 1596 code for a protein of 531 amino acids. Gene Ontology annotation, biological process: cardiolipin biosynthetic process. The transcript is spliced from 2 exons. NCBI's taxonomy places the organism in Eukaryota, Fungi, Ascomycota, Sordariomycetes, Sordariales, Chaetomiaceae. The record is from RefSeq and is a predicted model, not a curated record. Gene Ontology annotation, cellular component: mitochondrion. Gene Ontology annotation, molecular function: CDP-diacylglycerol-glycerol-3-phosphate 3-phosphatidyltransferase activity.